AUGUCAAACAAAUCCAUGCAUAACAGUUUUUCAGAUUGUCGAUGUUUAUCACUUUCUAUGGAUAUUCCUAAUGGACAGAGGGAAGUUCUACACAAUGGUGAUAAUAUUAAUCUGUCUUUGGCAGCUGGAGCUAUUCGUGGCAGGUCGGAUGAGCAGACUUUUAAUUUUCCGUUGCUUUGGAUGGAUGAUGAGUUUAAUUGGAUGGGAGCGAGAUCCAGAAGAGGUCCAGCUGAUGAAUUUCUGCAUGUGCUGGAAAGCUUGAGUGAUGAAGAUUUAAACACACUCACAGAAUACUUCCGCCCUGACCUGGUGGGUGUUGUUGAAGAGAACAUCGAUGCUGUUUUAGGGCAUCUGAUUACAAGUAACAUUAUCACUCACCAUGAAGCAAAGCAAUACGCACACAAACAGGAACACAACAGUGCCACCCUCACUGCAAAACGAUUAGUUACUGAAGUUGUGGAAAAGCGCAGAGGAGCUAAACAUCUGUGGAGAGGCCUUUACAGUGAACGGUACAGGUUUCGUUCACCAAAUCUGGAAGACAUACUGAGAGUGAUGCAACGCGAAGCAUUGGGAUAUCAGUCUUCUGAUGAGAAACCUCGGAUAUAG
Molecule: messenger RNA, 606 nt
Organism: Protopterus annectens (West African lungfish)
Lineage: Eukaryota; Metazoa; Chordata; Ceratodontiformes; Protopteridae
Exons: 4
Coding region: 1-606 (201 amino acids)
Source: RefSeq, a predicted model, not a curated record